AACUUUCAUGCGACACUAAGACUACUGAGAAAUUCAAAACAACUAGUACAGCUGUCUCCCUCAUUUUAAAGUUACAUAUAAUACCAAAUCCUUUAUUCGUUAUAACGAGCUAUAUUUUUUAUUAAUAUUUUCAAUAUAAAGUCAGCUCGGAAUAACAAAAAUUCAGCAUUGAUUUAAUAUGAUUGAAUUAAGUAGAUUUAAUUAAUGAAAUCUUAAUAUGAAUAAAAUAAAAAUACGUAUAUUAUAAUAAAAAUUUGGUUUAAACUGUCGUUUGUUUAUAUCGCUGGUUUUUUAUAUUUAGAGUCCACAGUAGCAAGUCCCCUAACCCCGACGGUCUGGCAACGCCAUCGUGUGCAUGCGAAAAACAAAACUACCUUAUGUUGUUGUUUUUUUGUGUUUGCCACCGAUUUGCGUAAAUUGUGUUUGUUUUUCUGGCUAAAAAUAGAAAUCAGAUGCCGCAAAAUAUUCAAAAAGCAUUCGAAACAAUAUUUUUGAUCUUCAGGUGUGCGCUCAUUUUCAGUCGUCAGUGAGACGGGCCCCCAGGCGAAAGUCGAAGGUGUACAUAGUUCCGUUCCGGUGAAAUGGAGAAGUUCAGCACAGCCAGUUCAUCUAAAUCGGCAUCCUCACCCAAAUCCAAAACCAGAAAGAACCCGGCACCGCAGAUAAAAAGGGGCCAGCGGAUUCUCACGGAGAAGCCGUUUGCAUUUGUUUUAAAGUCCCAGUAUCGCUUGGAGCGCUGCGAUAACUGCCUGGAGGCAACCAAGGUGCUGAAGUGCUCAAACUGCCGAUAUGUGUCCUACUGUCAUCGCUCCUGUCAGAUGCAAGCUUGGGCCCAGCACAAGCACGAAUGUCCAUUCCUGAAAAAGGUACACCCCAGAAUUGUGCCAGAUGCUGCCAGGAUGCUGUGUCGUUUAAUUCUUCGUUUAGAACACGGAGGAGAUCUUAUCCGGGGCUAUUAUACCGAACACGGCUCCCGAAAGUUCCGCGACCUUAUGUCCCACUACGCCGAAAUUAAGAACGAUCCCAUGCGACUGGAGCACUUGGACUCGUUGCACGCCGUCCUCACCGAUAUGAUGGCAGAGAGUCCUAGCACUGUGCCAAACAAGACGGAACUGAUGAGCAUCUACGGUCGUCUCAUCACCAAUGGCUUCAAUAUCUUAGACGCCGAGAUGAACUCGAUUGCCACGGCCAUAUAUUUGGGCGUCUCGAUUACGGACCACAGUUGCCAACCAAAUGCGGUGGCCACCUUCGAGGGGAACGAGCUCCAUGUCCAUGCUAUUGAGGAUAUGGAGUGCCUUGACUGGUCAAAGAUCUUCAUUAGCUACAUUGAUCUUCUUAAUACACCGGAACAGAGACGUCUGGACUUGAAGGAGCACUACUAUUUUCUUUGCGUGUGCAGCAAGUGCACGGAUGCCAAGGAAUCAAAGGAAAUGCUGGCUGCCCUGUGUCCAAAUCGGAAUUGUGGAGUGGGCGUCAAUGUCGAGCGUACCAACUGUCCGCGAUGCGACGCAGGGAUCAGUCCCAAGUUAAGAAAUGCCUUUAACGAGGCGAUGGCCCUGACUCGGCACAAUUUGGAAAAUAUGAAAGACGUGGCCUAUCUCGAUGUGUGCAAGGUGUGCCUGGAUAAGCAGACUGGCGUGUUCCAUCCCUUGAACGUGUGGUAUGUGAAGACCCUAGACUCAGCAUUUGAAGCAGCCAUCGAAGUGGGCAAGUGGGCCGACGCCCUGGAUUACGGCCAACGCCUUUUGCCAGGCUUUCGAAAAUACCACGGAGCCUGGAAUCCGCUGCUUGGCCUGCUUCACAUGAAGCUUGGUAAGAUUCAGUUAUACGAGGGCCAUGCCAAGGAGGCACUGCACCACUUGGAGGAGGCCCAGCGCAUUCUAACCGUAACCCAUGGCAGGGAUCAUAGGCUACUCAAUGAGCAGCUUUACCUUCUCCUUCUCCAAGCUCGACAUGAGGCACAAUAAUGGGAUCUUGUGGUUUUAUUUAAAUAAAGCUUAGAAUAGAGA
Molecule: messenger RNA, 2009 nt
Organism: Drosophila eugracilis
Lineage: Eukaryota; Metazoa; Arthropoda; Insecta; Diptera; Drosophilidae
Gene: Smyd3
Product: histone-lysine N-methyltransferase SMYD3
Exons: 5
Coding region: 582-1967 (461 amino acids)
Cellular component (GO): nucleus
Molecular function (GO): protein binding
Source: RefSeq, a predicted model, not a curated record